This is a messenger RNA of Prunus armeniaca (apricot), 1047 nucleotides long. NCBI's taxonomy places the organism in Eukaryota, Viridiplantae, Streptophyta, Magnoliopsida, Rosales, Rosaceae. The record is from the annotation of a GenBank genome assembly.
AUGAAUUUGAGCACUGCCGAGGAAGAAUCGGCGCAAGAAAUUCAUAUUCCCGCUGAAAUUGAUUGGCAAAUGCUUGAUAAAUCCAAGUUCUUCUUCCUUGGAGCAGCUCUUUUUUCGGGUGUAUCGGCGACUCUUUACCCUGUUGUGGUGUUGAAAACCCGGCAACAAGUAGCUCAAUCCCAAGUUUCUUGCCUCAAAACUGCGAUUUCAAUGGUUAGGCACGAGGGUUUUAGGGCAUUGUACAGAGGAUUUGGGACUUCUUUGAUGGGUACAAUACCUGCCCGGGCGCUGUACAUGGCAGCGCUUGAGGUCACUAAGAGUAAAGUCGGAACUGCCACGAUUAGGUUAGGAAUUUCAGAGUCCACGGCAGCCGCCAUUGCCAAUGCAGCUGCAGGGUUGAGUGCAGCAAUGGCUGCACAGAUUGUGUGGACUCCAGUUGAUGUUGUGAGUCAGAGACUCAUGGUGCAAGGUGGUGUGAAAUCAAGUUCCAAAUUUCCUAAUGCAUCUGAUUGUAAAUAUGUUAAUGGGAUCGAUGCAUUCAGGAAAAUUAUUAAGACGGAUGGGCCAAGAGGAUUGUAUAGAGGGUUUGGGAUAUCUAUUUUGACAUAUGCACCAUCCAAUGCAGUUUGGUGGGCAUCUUACUCUGUUGCUCAAAGAAUGGUUUGGGGUGGAGUUGGGUAUCAUUUUUGUAAGAAAAGUGAUGAAAGCAAUGAGGAUGGGGUUACCACAUAUACACCGGAUUCGAAAACAAUAAUGGCAGUUCAGGGAGUCAGUGCAGCCAUGGCGGGCGGCAUGUCAGCCCUAAUCACAAUGCCCCUCGAUACAGUUAAGACAAGGUUGCAAGUUUUGGAUGGGGAGGACAAUGGCCGGCGUGGACCAACAAUCGGACAGACUGUUCGGAAUCUGGUUAAGGAAGGUGGAUGGACAGCUUGUUACAGAGGAUUGGGGCCGCGGUGGGCUUCAAUGUCGAUUUCUGCAACCACAAUGAUCACCACCUAUGAGUUUCUCAAACGGCUUUCCACAAAGAACCAAGAGGUUUUGACAUGA